Komagataella phaffii GS115 is the source of this 906-nucleotide messenger RNA. RefSeq names its product Carbonic anhydrase. Gene Ontology annotation, molecular function: zinc ion binding; carbonate dehydratase activity. Gene Ontology annotation, cellular component: cytoplasm. The transcript has a single exon. Bases 1 to 906 code for a protein of 301 amino acids. The record is from RefSeq and is a predicted model, not a curated record. Gene Ontology annotation, biological process: carbon utilization; cellular response to oxidative stress; cellular response to carbon dioxide. Lineage: Eukaryota; Fungi; Ascomycota; Pichiomycetes; Pichiales; Pichiaceae.
AUGGGUGGUUUAUCAUUUGAACGUCAAAGCACAAGCAUCUUAAAAAACUUAGACAAUCCAAUUGAACAAGAAGAAAUUAGAACCCCAGAACCCGAAAUGGAAGUGAAGGAAACUGUCGAAGGCGUUCCGAUGGCAUUGUCUGGUUCAACUUCCAGCACAAAGUCAAACCCAGACAUUAAUAAUACGGUCGUUAAUCCGGAGUCAUUGGUUCCCCCACCACCUCCGGUGGACUCUGUUCCUUUCAAGCUCAACAAGCAGUCGGUCCUUUCGGAUUUCUUGAAACAGAACAGAUUGGCUACUGAGCGUAUCAACGAGUAUUCUCCGGCAAUCAUUGAGUCCAACGGUACAGGUCAGCAACCACACACAUUGUGGAUUGGCUGCUCUGACUCCAGAAUCAGUGAGGCAUGCUUGGGAGUAAUGCCGGGUGAAGUUUUCACCCAUAGAAACAUUUGCAAUAUCGUUAAUUCGAACGAUUUCUCCGUAACUGGAGCCAUUCAAUUUGCCGUUGAUGUAAUUAAGGUGAAGAAGAUCAUUGUUUGUGGUCACACCGACUGCGGAGGAGUCUGGGCUGCCCUUUCUUCCAAGAGAAUUGGAGGAGUAUUGGAUCUUUGGUUGAACCCUGUACGUCAUGUCAGAGCGCAAAAUCGUAAAGAGCUGAGUUUAAUCAAGGACCCCAAAGAAAAGUGUGCCACACUUGCACGUCUGAAUCUGAUCAACUCGGUCCAACAGUUGAAACGUCAUCCAUCGUGUCUUGCAGCUUUAAAGAACCAAGACGUGGAGAUUUACGGACUUAUGUAUGACGUUGGUACUGGGCUGUUGAGCGAGGUUGAGAUCCCAUGCGACGAUGAGUUCGACGAUGUGUUCCAUGUUGGUGACCACGAUGAUACUGAAGCCGGUGGACAUUAA